UAAUAAGUAGACGUAGAAGAAGAAUAAGGUCCUCCAGCAGCAGAGAGUAAAGUCGUAGAAGAAGAAGAAGAAGAAGAAUAAUAAGUAGACGUAGAAGAAGAAGAAGGUCCUCCAGCAGCAGAGAGUAAAGUCGUAGAAGAAGAAGAAGAAGAAGUAGAAUAAUAAGUAGACGUAGAAGAAGAAGAAGGUCCUCCAGCCAUAGACAUCAUAUAGGUAGACGCCUCCUUCGGCCUUGGGCGGCAUAAAUCGUCGGCGCCAUCUUGGUACGGGAGUUAUUUCGUCUUCGGAGUGAAGAUGCCUACUUCAUGCACCGCUUGGGGGUGCACCACCGUCAGGACGAUUCAAACAAGAUCGCAAGGAAUUACCUUUCACAAGUUUCCCAAAGAGAAGCAGUUGAGGAGACAGUGGGAAGUGGCUGUGAAAAGGGAAGACUUUUCUGCCAAUGAGAGGUCAAUGCUCUGUAGCCAGCACUUUCAGCCGGAGGAUUUUGACCGGACAGGCCAAAAUGUCAGGCUCAGGGAUGGAACUAAACCAUCUGUGUUCAGUUUCCCAACACAUCUCAAAAGAAAAGUGGCAGCCAGGACUACACAAGCCUCAAGGAAGGCUGAAGCGAGCCUUGUAAUUGACUGUUCUUUACAAUCAUUACAAGUCACUGAACCUUCACCUAACUACCUUGAACACACUUAUGCAUUGCCUCCAUCUCCCACUCUUCUCAAGACUAGACUCAAUGAAGCCCUGGCUAGGGUGGAGAGUCUUGAGAAAGAGAUGAGGAACUCAAAGGCCCGAGAGCAGAGUGCGAAGAAAACAGUGCGUUGUCUUCUGGAGGACCUCAGGGGGAAGAACCUCAUAAAUGAAGAGCUGCAAGAGAGGCUUGACUUAUACUCAGGCGAUGAGGAGCAGCGGAGGGAGGCUGUCCGGCCGGCGGGGCCUCCUCAGCGGGCAGCAGAGGAGCGAGGAGCCGGGAUGCCUCGCCGGAGGAGGAACCUCGCCUCCAGUGUGACGGCCAACCGGAGACCUCAGAGAGAAGCUGUGGAACACGAGGAGGAGCACGUGGAGGAGCAGGAGGACCAGGAGGAGCAGGGGGAGCAGGACCUCCAGCCCACUGCUAAAGUUGGAGCCAAGAAGCAGAAGAAGCUGGAGGAGAAGCAGGCCAAGAAAGCCCAGAGAGAGGCGGAGCUGGAGGAGAGAGAGGAGAGGAAGAGGAUGCAGGAGCUGAGAGAGCAGGAGCGACGUCACGAGGACGAGAAGGAGCGACAGCUGGAGCAGAAACAGGAGGAGGAGCAGCUCCGGGCCAAAGAGGAGCAGGAACGACAGGAGGAGGAGGAGUACUUGAGACUCAAAGCCUCCUUCACCAUAGAGGAGCAGGGCGAGGAGGAGCAGCUCUCUGAGGACCAGUCACGUAACCUGCUGCAAGAGUUCAUCCAGCACAUCCAGAGCUCUAAGGUGGUUCUCCUGGAGGACCUGGCCUCUCAUUUCGGGAUGAGGACCCAGGAUGCUAUCGACAGACUGCAGGACCUGCUGGCUGAAGGCUCCCUGACAGGAGUGAUUGACGACAGAGGGAAGUUCAUCUCCAUCACUCCAGAGGAGCUGGACUCGGUGGCUCGCUUCAUCAAACAGAGAGGCAGAGUGUCCAUCACAGAGCUGGCUCAGGCCAGCAACUCUCUGAUCAACCUGACGCCCGAGAGCCGCAGCAGCGCCUGAUGGACACGCCGCUGGACGCGCCGCUGGACACGUGGAGCGCCGCCAUCACACCGCUGAACAAGAAUAUAUACGUUUGUAAAAAUACAGAGAUCCAUAUUUGAUCACACCUCUUCUGUGGAAUUGGUCUUUCUUUUCUACAAGUGAUUCUUUUCUCUUUUUCAUUGAUUCAAAUAUUACAAGGAAGGUAGUUCAGGGUCAAAAAAAAAAACAAAGAAUAAUGAUCAACAUAACUGAAACUGUGCUCUCUUCACAGGAGUCAUAUUUAAGAUGUAUGAAAAGGUUAACUAUUGGAAAAGGCAAAACAUGGCACGUAGCCAUUAAAUACUAAAUUACAGUACAAAGCCAGCAGGACGACAAACAACUCAAACUUAAAACCGAUGUUUAACUAAACGCUAAUCUUUUUCAUAUGUACCUUUUUUCUUCAAUUGUGAGCUGCAUUACUUUAACUGUACGUGCAGUAAAAAGCAUCUCGACAACAGUAGAAAACCUCAGCUUUUAUGAACCAUUUCUUUAUUGUUAGCACACAUUGAUAUCACCAUUAUAAUCAUAGAUACAUGAGACUAACAUCCACAAUAUCAAAAGUAAUGGCUGCAGGAAAAAAAAAAAAAGAGAAAUAAAUCAGCCUGGAAACCAAAAUAUUGUUCACUGUCACCAUGACAACAGUUACAGAACACAGACCCAUAGAUUGGACAGGGCUGUAAUUGAUCAGCAGAGUUGAGGAGAAACAGAGUCCUAAAAUCUAACAAACAGAAAUGAUGGUUAAUAUGAGUGAAAUAUAAUAUAUUUAAUAUUUGGUUGAAUGGAUCUUGUAGAAACAUAUGUGACAUAAGAACAUUAGUAAAGGAUUAAAGCAAAACAAA
Molecule: messenger RNA, 2561 nt
Organism: Anoplopoma fimbria (sablefish)
Lineage: Eukaryota; Metazoa; Chordata; Actinopteri; Perciformes; Anoplopomatidae
Product: DDRGK domain-containing protein 1-like
Exons: 10
Coding region: 295-1701 (468 amino acids)
Source: RefSeq, a predicted model, not a curated record